AUGAAUUCUAAACACGAUGUUGAAGAAAUUCUUAAUGUUCUCACAUCGACAACCCACUCAAAUGCCUCAAUUCAUAUAGUAAUUCCAGAAAAAACGCACCUAGAGGAUAGAAGAGCGUCUCCUGGACUGCAUCAUAAGCGCGAGCAAACACCAGCUGAUUCGCAAGUUACUCUCGUUAUGCCACCAGAACAGAUGGUUGACAGUUACCAUUACAUAUCUCUGGAACCAGCAUCUGAACAACGAGCUCGACGUUUGAAUCUGAAAUGGACACCCAAAGUAUAA
This is a messenger RNA of Ambispora gerdemannii, 282 nucleotides long. NCBI's taxonomy places the organism in Eukaryota, Fungi, Glomeromycota, Glomeromycetes, Archaeosporales, Ambisporaceae. The record is from the annotation of a GenBank genome assembly.